AUGAGGCGGCAAACGGGUCUUGUGGUCUCAUGUGGAGAAGUGCUAAAAGCAAAGUCGCAUGUUGUGGUCUACACCAAGGAGCGGGAUGAAGAUAAAGAAAGUGUUGGCUCUUCAUAUCACGUUGCUGUACAAGAUGAAAGGGAUACUUUAUCUCCAAUAAGGGUUGGUGAAGAGUUGGAGGAUGUUUCUUGGUGUUACCAUAUAUCUGUCGAUGAUGGCAAACCUCAAGAAGAUGAAGACGCUAAGGAUGCUCCGCCCGAAUUUGAAGAAGGGGUAAAAACGACAGUCGACGCAUUGAAAGAAAUCAACCUUGGCACUGAUGAAGAUCAAAGGCCUACUUAUGUAAAUUCUUUACUUACAGUCGAUGAAGAGAGUGCUUAUGUUGAAUUACUUAAAGAGUAUAAGGAUGUAUUUUCCUGGAGUUACAAAGAGAUGCUUGGCUUAGACCCUAAAGUUGUGGUCCAUCAUCUCGCUGUCAAGAAUGGCACACGUCCUAUCAAACAAGCACAGCGACGUUUCAGGCCCGAAUUGGUUCCCUUGAUCGAAAAUGAAGUUAACAAGCUUAUUGAGGCUGGUUUCAUUCGCGAAGUUAAGUUCCCCACAUGGAUUUCGAGCAUUGUCCCUGUGAGAAAGAAGAAUGGACAAAUUCGAGUAUGUGUUGACUUUAGGGAUCUCAACAAUGCAUGCCCUAAGGAUGAAUUUUCACUUCCCAUUGCUGAGCUUAUGAUUGAUGCCACUACUGGAUACGAGGCGAUGUCCUUCAUGGACGGCUCAUCUGGUUAUAACCAGAUCCGCAUGUCACCUAAGGAUGAAGAGCUUACCGCAUUCCGCACUCCUAAAGUUCUAGCGGCUCCUGUGCCUGGAAAGCCGUUAAUACUAUACAUAUCGGCACAAGAAAGUUCAGUUGGAGCACUCUUAGCCCAAGAGAAUAGCAAAGGGAAGGAAAAUGCCCUUUACUACUUGAGUAGGAUGAUGACGCCAAAUGAGUUGAAGUAUUCGCCGAUUGAAAAGUUGUGUCUGGCCUUAGUCUUCUCGAUUCAGAAGAUGAAACACUACUUUCAAGCCCAUGUAGUUCGUCUUAUUUCCAAAGCAAACCCCAUCAAAUUUGUGAUGUCGAAACCUGUCCUUAGCGACCGACUAGCAAGGUGGUAUCUCCAAUUUCAACAAUUUGAGAUUGUGUACGUUCCUCAAAAAGCUGUGAAAGGGCAAGCAUUUGCGGAUUUUCUAGCAGACCAUCCGAUACCCGAUGACUGGGAAUUAACUGAUGAACUACCCGAUGAGGAUGCGAUGGUCAUUGAGAUUCAACGGCCUUGGAAGAUGUAUUUUGAUGGUGCUGCACAUCGCGAAGGAGCUGGCGCUGGUGUGAUAUUUGUCACUUCUCAGGGGGAGGUCUUACCGUAUUCCUUCACUUUAACACAAUGUUUCUCUAACAAUGUUGCAGAAUAUCAGGCACUCAUACUUGGGCUUGAAAUGGCUGUUGAUAUGAAGCAGUUACAAUUACAAGUCUUUGGAGAUUCUGAAUUGGUAAUCAAUCAAUUGUUGGGUACCUACGAGGUCAAAAAGCCAGAAUUGCGUCCCUAUCAUCACUAUGCACAAAAAUUAAUUGGGUGGCUCGGCAACGUAACUCUCCAACACGUGCCAAGAAAGGAAAAUAAGAAAGCUGAUGCUUUGGCUACUUUGGCUUCAUCAUUGACUUUGCCUGACCAAGCGCAAAUCACUAUCUGCCAGAAAUGGAUAGUACCGCCAGAGGACGAUGAGGAUGAAGAAAGCAAACUCGAGCUUCUUGUGGCCGUUACUGAAGCUGAGAAAGUCGAUUGGCGACAAACCAUGAUCGAUUACUUGUGUUAUAGCAUUCUUCCAGAAGAUCCAAAAAGAAAGACCGAAAUUCGUCGUCGUGCCCCUCGCUUCCUUUACUACAAAGAUACUUUGUACCGUAGAUCGUUCGAGGGAGUUCUCUUGCGUUGUCUGGGGGAAGAAGAAGCGACUCAAGCUAUGCAAGAAGCCCACUAUGGAGUUUGUGGAUCACAUCAAUCUGGGCCAAAACUGCACUUUCAUAUAAAAAGGAUGGGGUAUUAUUGGCCAACAAUGGUGAAAGAUUGUUUGGACUAUGCGCGAAGUUGCAAAGCAUGCCAAUUUCAUGCAAAUUUUAUACACCAACCUCCUGAGGUGUUACAUCCAACUGUUGCAUCUUGGCCAUUUGACGCUUGGGGGCUAGACGUGGUUGGACCGCUACCGAAAUCUUCUGGUGGCCACUUGUACAUCUUAGCUGCAACGGAUUACUUUUCAAAAUGGGCUGAGGUUGUCGCCCUCAAAGAAGUAAAAAAGGAGAAUGUGGAAAACUUCAUUCGAGUAAACAUCAUCUAUCGUUUUGGCAUUCCUAGUUAUAUCAUAACAGAUAAUGGCAAGCCGUUCUCCAACAAAUUGAUGACUAAGAUUUGUGAGCUUUUUGGCUUCAAGCAACGAAACUCGUCUAUGUAUUAUGCUGCUGCAAAUGAACUAGCUGAAGCAUUUAACAAGACCUUGUGCAACUUGUUAAAGAAGGUCGUCUCCAAGUCUAAAAGAGAUUGGCAUGAUAGAAUGGAAGAAGCUCUUUGGGUAUACCGAACGACUCAUCGCACACCAACUCAAGCAACUCCUUAUUCUCUUGUUUGCGGAGCUGAAGCGGUCCUUCCACUUGAACGCCAAAUACCUUCAUUGCGGCUCGCUAUCCAAGAAGGGCUCACUGAAGAAGAAAAUGCUCGUCUACGCCUUAAAGAGUUAGAGGUCCUUGAUGAGAAAAGGCUAGAAGCUCAGCAAAGCCUUGAAUGUUAUCAAGCUCGUCUUUCCCGUGCUUUCAAUAAAAAGGUUCGCCUGAGGUCCUUCCAAGUUGGUGAUCAAGUCCUGGCGGUAAGAAGACCUAUUAUCAUAUCUCAUAAAUCUGGAAGCAAGUUCACUUCAAAGUGGGAUGGGCCAUAUGUUGUCCAAGAAGCCUAUACAAGUGGUGCUUACAAGCUUAUAGAUGCAGAUGGCUUGCGGAUCAGUCCCAUCAACGGGAAAUUCUUGAAGAUGUACUAUCCUUGA
Lycium barbarum (goji berry) is the source of this 3060-nucleotide messenger RNA. RefSeq lists its product as uncharacterized. Gene Ontology annotation, molecular function: RNA-DNA hybrid ribonuclease activity; nucleic acid binding. Gene Ontology annotation, biological process: DNA integration. The coding region runs from base 1 to 3060 and encodes 1019 amino acids. The transcript is spliced from 2 exons. Lineage: Eukaryota; Viridiplantae; Streptophyta; Magnoliopsida; Solanales; Solanaceae. The record is from RefSeq and is a predicted model, not a curated record.